AAAAGGUCCUACCCUUCGGUGGGGAAUCUAGCUGUGGUUAGUGUUUGUGCGUGGGUUUAUGAGUGCAAUUCGUGUGUGUUAGUACACAAUUUCCACCACGCGCUUCUUGCCUCUAGCCCUGCUGGUGUGCAAAAACAAGUGUUGAAAGUCUCACCGAAUCCGGUUGCAGUGGGACAACAUCCCGCUUCUCAUCGUCAGCACAUUCAGCAGCAGUUUACCGGUUCGUCUUCUUCCAGCCUUGUUGGGGCUGUACCACAAAAACCGGCCAAGAUGAAGAUGUCAAAACUCUCCAAUCAGACCAACUCGCAGGACCCCCAGGCGGUGAACUCGAGAGUUUUCGUCGGCAACCUGAACACAUUUCAGUGCUCCAAGACGGAUGUGGAGCGCAUGUUCCAGCGCUACGGACGAUUGGCGGGAAUUUCCAUGCAUAAAGGAUACGCGUUUGUGCAGUUUACCAAUCCAUUCGAUGCACGGAACGCGUGCCACGGCGAGGAUGGCCGAACGGUACUGAGCCAAACCUUGGAUGUCAACAUGGUCGCGGAACCGAAACCACACCAAACGGGUCGGAAACGGCAAAACAAAUCGAAAACUGGAAAUGAUUGGGAUUAUUACUACGACAGCUACUACGCUUCAACACUAUUUGGACCACUGCAGCAACAGCCGAACGCACAGCCACGGCCCCUUAAACGUCAGCGACUGAUGGCACCGAGCCGUAUGGGAAUGACACCGAAAAUGAACGGUGCGGGACCCAUCCUUGGACACAACCAUCAGCAGCAGCAACAACAACAACAACAGCAACAAGUUCUCUCCCAGCAACAACAGCAGCAACAGCAACAACAACAACAGCAGCAGGUACAGCAACAACAGCAACAGAUGCACUUGGUGGCACAUUCUCAGCAGCUGCAGCAACAGAUGCAAGCCGUUGCUGCGGCGAGCCCCGUAUCCGGUGGGUCUUGCAACCUUGGGAGCUACUAUGGCGCACCGGGCGGUAACAUUGGUUCGAGCAAUGGCGUACAGAUGCAGGUACCGAACGGAUGUAUUGGGUCGAACGGUUACAUCAACAACAAUAACUGUUUGAUGAAUGGUGUGGAACUGGGCGGUGUGGUCGGUGGUGGUAUUGGUGGAUGCAACAUGUCGAGUUAUACCAAUGGGCAGCACGUGGUUGGACCAUUCAAAACGUACAGUAAUCCCGACACACUCAUCUGCGGCAACUGCCGGGAGCUGUUCACCGAUCUGACCGAGCUGCUGGAUCACAAGCGUAGCUACUGCAAGCUUCGAUUUACCUGCAAGUGUCUCAGUACCUCACCGGUGCAGAAAGUUUAUCCGACUCCGCAGGCAAAGCUGGUGUGCGUCGCGUGUAAGGAUUCGUUCUCCAAUCCCUGGGAUCUAAUGGUGCAUGCACAGGCCGCACACAUGGUAAACAUCUACGAGCUGGGUGAAAGUUCGUCCGGCGAGGAUGGUAAGACGUCAGCGAUGGGUGGUGAUCGCACCACCAACAGUACGCCCACGAUGCCUUGCUCACCGCCAGCUCUGGAACUGGGCAAACUCCAGAACGGAACGGGAGCGGUCAACAACCCCAUGGGAAAUGGAAUACACGAGCUUGAUGACGACAAGAAUGAACAUACGGAGGACACACAAUCGCAGGCGACCGCUAGCUCACCGGAAGCAUGCUUACAGACGGCUUCCUCCAGUGAGGACAUUUCUUCCAUGAACGAUUCACCCAUGAUGACCGUAAUCGCGAAGACGGAACCAUCGUCCCUGCUGACGAACGGAUUUGCAAACUCCGCUACCAUGGACACAGGCAUGAAGACGAACGGCCCAGCAAGGGCUUGUAUCAUGACAGCAUUAAGUAUAGACACAAAGUCAAACCAGGAUGCAUCGGUAGCAUUGAAAAUGGUAUCAUCCUCAAUGGGCAUAACGCUUACUAACGGUGCGGCGGUAACGGCCGUAACGCAGUAAAACAUUUGUUUUAAGCAUACUUUGUUCGUUUUUACUCUCUUUGAUUUUCUCGUUAUCCAUUUUGUUAUAUUAAACUGCAGUGAUUAUAUUUCUAUUUUACUGUUUAUCUUUCUUAUGUUUCGUAUCUUUUAUGUUUUUGCUAUAAAUUACUUUUACUUCAUUCGUUUAUUGCUUUUCACUAUAUAAAAAAAAUUAAGUUAAACAUUUGUUCUGUAUGAAAUUAUUUAUUAUCUAAAAAACUCGUUUCAUAGAUGUAAUGAAAACCUUAAAACAACAACACAUCAACCGUUCUUCUAAUGAGAGAAACGAAAAGUAUUCUAUUAUCGUAGAUAGUAAGACAAACGUUUAUAUAAAUACACACACAAACAAACCUUAACGUGGGAAUUAUGCAAAAACAAAACAAAAAAAAAAGAAAAUCCCACAAAAUACUCGAAAUAAAUUGAACAAGCGUUAAUCUAACGCUAGAUUUAUAAACAAAAGAUGACAGACAGACACAGUGCUUAACACAAUACACAAACAUACGCAGACAGAAAAAGGAAAUGGCAUAACCAACUGUACGUAACAAUAGAAAUAUGGUUCGUCUUAACGGGGAGAAUUUGCCUACCAAUCCAAGCAUAUUGCCAGGAAGUUGUGUACAAAAACACUCAGAAAUAAAAACCAGAAGAUUGCAAGAGAAUAAAAACGUUUCAAAACUCAAGCCACAACAAAACUUCCAAACCCCCAGCCCGACCUUGUGGGCGAUAAAUGAAUACAAAACAAUGAGAGCUUAUGGUAUGAUUUAUGUUUAUAAACUGCACAGACCUGAAGGGAACAAAAAAGCUUUGGCUCAUUCGUUCGUUUGUUUUUUUUUUGUUGUUUCGCCAUGCUCAGUCGAGUGUUAAUGUAUCCUUGUGGAGGUGAAAAGAAAUGGGAGGAAAAUCUGGGACGGUUUAAUAAAUCUCCGCUUCUGCUACCAUCCCAUUGUUGAUUAGAUAAUACCACAAGAAGCCACAAACACAAACAUGGCCUCACGUUUCACAAAACAUUUGCCUCAGUUCGUGCAACAAAAGUGAUGGUGCGUAUGGAAAAACCUAAAAAUGGGUAGCAAGGAUUUGACUUUACAUAAACCUACCCAGCAGUACGAGCCAAAUCCUUCUACUUGCUAUAGAUAUGGAUGUCACCUUGAAUCUACCGUCGUGAAGAUGUGUGUUGAACUUGUACAUAUCACCAAAAAAAAAAACCUUCCAACACACAGGCACACGGCAAAACAAGAUUGAAAAAAAACGAUGGAAAAAUGUAACAUUCAGAACGCUGCGGCAAUUGUGGCCAGACACAAUACAUACCGAUUUGUCACCCAAAAAACAAUUCCAAUCCGAAGCAAACUGAUGCUUCACGAAACAGGUUUAAAUUACUUAACUGAUAAGCGCCGAAAUCUUCCCGUCAUUUAUUCCUCCCCUUGUAUGGUAUUUUAGCAAACACAUUACUACAACUACAACCGAAACAGAAAGAAAAAGUGGAGCCGAACAUAAUCAAAACAUCUCCCUUUUUGUCCCAUUUUGCCCCACCAGACAGGGCCACCAGAAUAUCGAUGUUAUAAUGUUUGUACGUGGCAGCUUAACAGAGAACAUUGGCCCUCGGGUAGGUUUUUUUUUCCUUUGCGUUCUGAUUGUUGUAAACUUUGCAUUAAAAAAAAAGGCGUAACAAACAUAUGAGAGAUGAUAUGCAGUACUGGAAGUUCUAGUCGGAGUACAUAUAUAGGUAUAUAUACAUAUAUAUAGCUUAUGGAAUGUUAACCCAUGUUCAGUUCAACCAACACAGGCAACAUAAUUUCUCUUGCGGUAGUAAUUACUUAGGUUAACUAGUUGUUCUAAUGUUUCCAGCAGAUCGAUUAACCAUAAGAGAAGCUAAUAAAAUUUUGUUUGUCCGUUGCAACACAUUCUA
This is a messenger RNA of Anopheles funestus (African malaria mosquito), 3879 nucleotides long. RefSeq lists its product as uncharacterized. Bases 271 to 1959 code for a protein of 562 amino acids. Gene Ontology annotation, cellular component: nucleus. Gene Ontology annotation, molecular function: RNA binding. The transcript is spliced from 10 exons. The record is from RefSeq and is a predicted model, not a curated record. Lineage: Eukaryota; Metazoa; Arthropoda; Insecta; Diptera; Culicidae.